CCCAUUCAGCAUCUGGGCUGAGAGUACAAAUCAUCAUCUUCGACAAAUCGAAACGUAACUGCUGCUGACGAACGGGAUUAUUUAUUGAACAAUUGGCUCUCAUGGGUAGCAGAAGUUUUGGUUUCGUUUCUCACUCGCCCACGACACUAAAGUGAACUUAGCACUGGAUGACUAAACUUCCUGACUAAAGAAUGGACUCUUUAAGACAGAGACGCAAGAGAGAGAUAGACGAAGCUCUCAGAUUCAUGCAGUCUUCUCUAGCUUUUCCAGACCUUCAAGGCUACCAGGACUUCCUGGUUAAGUUGGUGUGCAACCUUCUCAACGAGGGCAACUGCUGCUUCACAGAUGGCUUGGAGAAUCAAGCCGUGAAGGAUUUCAGCGAAGGCUUGAGUGUUUACCACUACGCCUCGGCAGAAGGGAUCCAGAUCCCUCAGGCUUUACUGGAGAGUCUGUACUUCAACCGGGCCACCGCCUACCACAGCAUGAGGCAAUACAAUGAAGGUGUGAAGGACUGUGACAAAGCCCUGGAAGUUUGUGAAGGAAAACAGCGGGCGCUGUACUUGAAGGCGCUCUGCUUGAAGCAGCUUGGCAAGCACAAGGAGGCGUACGACUGCACCAGUGCCUGCAUGCUCACCACACAUCAGGACAAACGCGUGAAGGAACUUGCAGAGGAACUUGCCAACCACCUGGGACUGCAAAAACGAAAGCCCUAUGUGGCUGCUAAUAACAAGUCUUUGAGUGCACCUGCGGCAGUCAGUUUAGCCAGCAUGCCUCAAGCGGAGCCUCCUGUCAAAACCAAUAACGGGGCAGCCGGAAGCCUGGACACUUUGGAUGACUGUCUGCUGAUUGGAGACGACUUGGACAGCCUGCUGGACUCCAUCCCUAAUGAGCAUGCUCAGAUGGCCGUUCUAGAAGGAGCGUCCCCUGCCAGCAGAGAAAGCCCCUUGGUGCUGCCUGCUCCCACGCCUCAUCUCCCUCCAGCCUUCUUCAGCUCAGGCAUCACACAAGUUGGCUCCAAUUCAGCCGGUGCUCACAAGUUGCUGGACGCCCUGGAUGACCUCUGCCCUCCCCCGGGUGGGCGUGGCGAUGCUCCAAGCCUGAAUUCCAAAGCGCCGCACUCGCUGGGUGACGACUCCAACCUUCCCCGGUGUGCCCAUCCGUCCAGAACGGACCCGGAGGAGCGAGAGAAGUCGCUGGAUGAUUUGCUCAGCGAGCUUCACCCUGUGGGCGUCACUUCUGCUUCUGGUGUGGACCUGCUGGACUCCCUUGACUCCCUGGAUUUGUUUCCCUCGGUGAAAGAUGCUUCUUUGCCCGCCCUCCCCCAGGUGGGAGCAGGCCUGGACCAGCUCUGCAACUUCAGCUCCUCUGCCCUCACAAGCUCUCACGGCGUGCUUCCUCCCAUCAAGCCAGCCCUGAAGAGUAAGAAGAGACAGAGCAGUACGUGUUUGUCACUCUCCAACCCUCUGGCAGCCACGCAUGACUUCAUGCAGGCCUGCUCGGCCUGCUUCCCUCGCCUAGGUCAAGGGAUCUUCACCUUUGUCCACAAGGCCGACCUGGUCCACACUUGUGAGCGAGACAUUCUCUUGUGCAGACGAAAGGCGGCUUUGCCCACGGACUGGACCAGAGUGCGACAGCCGCCGACGUGGACCUCCUUCACAGCGCCCUUUGUUCUUUGCAGAGAGCUGCUGAAGUCCGGCGACAUAGGCCUGUGCAAGUUUGGUGAGAAGUGCACCUUCGCCUUCAACCAGCUGGAAAUUGAGGUGUGGACAGAGGAGAGGAAAGGCACGCUGGAUAGAAACCUGCUCUUUGGACCAUCCCAGACCCUCGGCAUGGACCCUGCCAGCAGCAUCCUUCACCUCAUGCAGGAGCACAAGGGCAUGUUCCUGUUCCUCUGCCAGGAAUGUUAUGACAGUAAACCUCGGAUCAUCAGUACACGCUGCAGAGAAAAGCCCACUCUGUGCUCCCACAUGGAAGCCCACCACUCCUUUGAUGCCAACAAGUGUUUAGCUUUUGUGGUGAGGACCACCAACGUCAACUACAGAAAAAUACGUCCCCUGGGCGUGUUGGCCCACUUUGCAUUGUGUCCACAAGUCUUCCGUUACGGCUGCCGGAGGGACGACAGCUGCCAGUACGCUCACUCCCUCAUAGAGCUCCAGACCUGGAGGGUGCAACAGGACACAGGUAUGAGCCCUGAUGAGAUGGUGAAAGUAUCAAGUAACUACCAGCAGCAGCAAGAAGAGAAGACAUUCAGUAGAUGUCCUGCUGUGACUGACGGUGAGAGCAGAGCGAGAGGCAGCCAUGUGAACAUGAAGAUGAACUUUGCCUGUGCUCAGUGCUGGCGAGGAGGCAACAUGAUCCUGCCAGACAAAAGCCUCAAGUACUGCAGUGCCAAGGCCAAACACACGUGGACCAAGGAGCAGAAUAUGCUUCUCGUCAAGACUUUGGACAAAAAUAAAUGGGUUCCUGUCCGACCACUGCCUCAUACCCCCAAGAACUGCCCUGCACAAUAUGAAAUGUGCAAGCAGAUACUGGAGAGAAGGAAGUGUAACUACUGUGAGACUUGCACCUUCGCCCACAGCCACGAGGAGAGGGACAUGUGGACGUACAUGACAAGACAAGACAGUCAGUCACAUGCAUACAACAAUGCACUACAUUU
Nerophis lumbriciformis (worm pipefish) is the source of this 2656-nucleotide messenger RNA. The record is from RefSeq and is a predicted model, not a curated record. NCBI's taxonomy places the organism in Eukaryota, Metazoa, Chordata, Actinopteri, Syngnathiformes, Syngnathidae.